Molecule: messenger RNA, 7521 nt
Organism: Thrips palmi
Lineage: Eukaryota; Metazoa; Arthropoda; Insecta; Thysanoptera; Thripidae
Gene: Atg17
Product: RB1-inducible coiled-coil protein 1
Exons: 25
Coding region: 331-4962 (1543 amino acids)
Biological process (GO): piecemeal microautophagy of the nucleus; autophagy of peroxisome; reticulophagy
Cellular component (GO): phagophore assembly site membrane; extrinsic component of membrane; Atg1/ULK1 kinase complex
Molecular function (GO): molecular adaptor activity; protein kinase binding
Source: RefSeq, a predicted model, not a curated record
GCUUUGUUUUCCCGUGAUGCUCUUCAGCAAACAGCUGUACUGUGCGAUUGAAGCACAUCGUGCAAUGGAAGUUUAGAAUGUCUUAGCAACGUUCUAGGGUUUUCGGACUUGAAAAAUCCCUUAGCCUCAGCGAGGCUUGUUUCUGUUGAAAGGCCUCGGUGGCUUUCUAUUUACAACUGGUGUAGGAAUCAGGGAUGGUGCGCAACGCGGAAGUGAAAAUGCGCAGUUGAUUCGCCUGUGGGACACUCUAUUCAUGUGUCAGCCACUUCAGACCUUGCUUCUAAUGUCAGUAGUUUGACGACUCUCCUUCGGGAGACUAGGGUGGGCAAAAUGUUGUACAUUUUCCAUGUAGAUACUGGCUCCAUGAUGACCUUUGAGAUGAACCUCGCUCUAGAGAGUGUGGCUCAUCUGAAGGAAGUCAUCGAAAGAGCAUGCCGUAUUCCACCAGAGAAGCAAGUGCUUCUGAUCAGUGGAGGACUGAGCUUGGAACCUACUGCUAGAGUAUGUUCUUACUCAGCUGGAACUGACACAAACCCUAUUUUCCUGUUUAGUAAAAGCUCAAUAGAGAGUGUAAGCCCGCCCUCUCCCAGCAUAGAUUAUGGAUCAGACAUGGAUCUCAAAGAACAGGUGGAUGCUUCUCUUAGUUUGCCAGCAUCUUACAACACAGUGGUUGUUCGAGCUCAACUGGCUCAACAGUUCUGUGAGCUUGCUAGAGACCAGACACGUAUAUGUGAAAGACUUGUUCAUGAUCAACAUUUGCAACAGCAAGGAUGGGCAGCGGUUGUUGCAAAUCUGGAAGACAGCGUGUCUGUGUUUCGCAAUCAGGGUGAGGUAUUUGAACAGAGUUAUCAACAGCAUUUGGAGUCAAGGGGUCAAUAUGUUGACCUUUUAGAAAAUUUUAAUGAGGUUCUUGUCACACUUUCCAAAAUUCCAAUCCUCCCGGGACUACUUGCUAGUGCUGUAGAGAGCAUGCAAGGGACUGAUGCAAAAUCUAAAGAUGAUGAGAUUUCUGAGGAAGAGGCUGCUCUACCUCAAGAGAAUUCAGCUUCUAGCAUGUCAGCAGUGGCAACACAUGAUGAGUCCGAACCUAUGGCUGUAUCAAAGAAAAGCAACAAUAGUUGCGGAGAAGACUGGCAACGACGGCAUGAGGAAAAGGCUGUUACACUUCUUCAGUGGAUUUCGACCAAAGACAAUCAAAGCACUCUGGAGCAAAUGGUUGAUCAAUGUGGGCGAGGUCUUGAACAGCUUGAUGAACGUGUCCUAGAAGAACUAAGAGCUAAUGUUCAGAAUGCAUUAGAAGCUGCAACCAAAACUGACAUGAAAGAUAUUAAAGGACUUGAAGAGCGUCUUUAUGGUCUGGAGCAACUCAUGUUCGAAAGUAAACGUAUUGUUCAAGAACAAACGGAUCUUGCAACAGCCUUUCAGCAGAACCAAGUUCGUGCAAACAAUCUUGGGGACACUUCAAUUCUGCCUGAUUUGUGUGCUUCUCAUCGUCGCCAGCUGCAUGUUAUGUCUCAAAAUCAUACCAGGUUGAGAGACAUACGGAAACGAUGUAAUCGAGCUAAAGAAGAGCUCUCUGUCAAUCUGUAUCAUAGAUUAAAAUGGAUUAUGUAUGUGGAGAAUCGCAUGUGUGAUGUGGCUAGCAAGUUAAUGAUAUAUCAUGAAAAUCUUAAGAGGUUGCGUCGACAUCUGGAAGUUGUUCGUCAAAUUCAAAUGGCUCCGCAGAUGUAUGUGUGUGCUGUUGGAGAAGUAGUGCGUAGGCGAACUUUUUCUCAAGCCUUCCUUUCAUGGGCUGGACAGCUGGCCUCACAAUUACAAGCGGUUCAUUCUGAGGAAUUGGGAAGGCGCCGUGAUUUUCAGACAAGAUUCGAAGGGCAUUUUUUAAAUACACUAUUUCCUGGUAUGGAGGAUUGCCCUCCUCCUUUUGCCACCCAAGCUCCUGUUGCAUUUGACACUAUGCUGCCAAAGCUGAGUAAAGAAGAUGUGGAUAGGCUGAGGAUUGAUGUGCCUAGUUUAGCAAUGUCACUGACUGUACCAGAACUUGGUCAAAUUGCCAAGCUGUUUGCAAAAUAUACUCCCAAAUCUCAGAAGUCCAUAGACAAGAAUAAUGCUGCCAUCGAGAAUCAGUUGGUAACAGCAGUUACCUCAGCAAAUCUUGAAUGUACGGAUUUGAAAGCUGAAAAGCAAUCAGCUGAGCAGAUUUGUGACCCUGUUUCUGGUAGCUCCACUGCAAGCCCCAACUCUUUACCCCUACGGGAUGAUAGGGAAUUUGAGUCUGAAACUGACACAGAAGAGUUUGAGAAGGUGGGUCAGAGCCCUAUAGAUAUGGAUCGCAUUGCUACCACUGUUGCUACUUCAGAGGUUGGUGUUCAGAGUGUGUGCUAUCAAGAUAUUGGCAUACAAUGCAAUUCUCGACAGAUUCCGCCACAGACUCCCAGUGGCCAUUCAGGAGACAGUUUUUCUAUGUCAAUGGACAAAGAUGUGUGCGAUUUGCCAAAAGCUAAUUUGGUGGAAGUUGGCAUCCAGUUUGAUGGCGAAUCUGAAGCCUCAGUUUUGUGUGGCAGUGAGAGCCCGAGUGAUGUGCCGACCCCAUCCACAAGUUCCUCGCUAUUUCCUGCUACAGAUUCUGGAAUACAGUGCGACAAUCUUUUAGGAAGCUGUCUACGUAUUUCCUCAACUGUAUCUCAGGGUGCUGCUGAUGUUGCUGUUCAAGUUUCUUCUCUUGAGGCUUGUGCCUCUCCUCUUCCUCGUCUUAUAGCUAUUGGCUCUCAAUGCGAGUUCUCAUCAUCUCCUACUACAGCUGCCGAUGUAGCUGUUCAAUGUACCUCACCUUCAUCUGCUACGUCUUCCUUAAUUGUUGAUCGUUCAUGGCCCAUUCGUGGGCCUCGACUUCACUCGGCAUCUGAAUUGCGCAGCCAUGUCGCAACUCAAUGCUCUUCCCCUAUCCUUCUCUCGCCCUCUCAGACACAUGGGCAACAUGUGACUGCAGAGUUCCUGGCCACAGAAUUCUACAUGGAUGAGUCUAUGCCAUCAAGCUUUACUGAGAGCAACAGCUUGAGGAGUCACAAUGUCUCUGACAUAGACAAACCCAUUCAGGAUUCUCAAACUUUGGUGCGACUCUUACAGGACAACCUAGGAAAUGCUCAACUUCAGGUUGAAAGAGCAAAGGCUCAGUUAAGCUCUGUGGAAAAGGUUGCACUAGCAGCCACGGAAAGUUUGCGUGCUGAACUGGGCCAAAUUCGUGGUCAAGUGGCAGUAGAAAGGGAAGAUUUCCUGAAAUUACUGGACACUUUCAAAGUGGCAUGGGAACAGCUCCUUUCUGCUGGCAAUUUUGCUCACUCUGCUGCUAAUCAUCUUGAUCUGAAAGUAGAACUUGAAAGAGAACGUAGAGCUAUGUCUGCCAAAGAUGAUUUAAUUAGAACUUUGACUCAGUCUGUCGAAGAGCGUACUGCCACUGUGGAGCAGCUAGAGGCUUCUUUACGUCAGCGUCUUAUGGUUGAAGAGGAGCAGAGAGCUCAGGCAGAGCAGCUUCAGCGUCGUUUGGAAGAAACUGAGAGUAGUGGGAAUGAUUCAGAACAACUGAGAUGUUCAGAACUUGAGCGACGCUUAGAGGAACUGGAAAAUGACAAAACUCACUACAUAGAGUUGCAGACCCGGCUUGAUAGCAUCAGCAAGGAUACUGUGGCUGAUUUAAAUCGGGCUUUAGAGGAACAGAAGGCUUCUCUUGAACUUUUACAUCAACAAAGAAUGAAGCAGCUGCAAGAAGAAUUUGAAGUCGACAAAGCUAGAGCAUUGAAGGAUAUGUCAGAUCAAUUGUCUCGUGACCACCAUUCAGAGCUGGAAGGAUUGCGGUCAAGAUUUAGGCUUAUGGCAUGCGCCUCUUCAGAAAGAUCUUCAAGUGAAAGCAGCUUAGAGAAAACUGAGGGUGCCAGAAGUUCCAAAGUCGAUGUUGAUUUAGAGGUUUUACUUAGAGAGAAAGAUUUGGCUGUACAGGCAGCUGUUCAGGAAACAGAAAAAAGGCUACACUCAGGCUUUGAAGCUAAGCUUCAGCAAGAACUCCGAAAUAUAAGGCUUAAAAUGGAGGCUGAAAAGCAGGUUUGGUUUAAUGAUGCUGUGCGGAGAGUAGUUGAAGUUAAAGAGCGUCAUCUUAGAGAGAGAGAAGCUGUGCUGAAGGAAGAAUGCCAAAAACAUAAAGAUACCAUUCGCAGGAUUACUGACGAAGCAGGUCCCUCGUCUGGAAACUCAGAUAAUAGUGGAGUUGUGUGGCAACUCCAAGACAGAAUAAACCAGCUGGAGACUGAGUUAACUGAAGCUAGAAGUCGAAGUGGUGCGAUGGGCAUAUCCGUUGCAAUAGAUUCUUCUGAAAAUGUUACCAGCCGCGAUGCUGCUACAAGCCCAGAACCACUCAGCCUAAAGAAGAAUUUAACAUGUAGUGCAAACAAUUUGCUCCAACAAGGCAAAAUAAGCAUUUUAACUUGUUUUCCUGGUGAUGCAGUGCUUGUAGUUUGGAAUGAUACCCAUCAAAAUUAUGUUAUACUUCAAGAAUCCAGCACACUCUUUUUUGUACAUUCUGAUUCCCUUGAAUCCCUUGGCUUAUCUCUUAAAACAGAUGGAGGCAGACGUAAAAUAUAUAAUACGGCUGAAGUGAUUGAGAAGGAGUAUUGUCAUGCCAGAAAGUCAGAGAACAGGUACCGUGUUCCCAAAGGAACUAAGUUUUACCGUGUGAAGGUAAGACCUCUUCAAGAGGAUAGUUUAAUGCUGAGAAGCAGUUGUCGCUCCAAAGUUCAGCCACAACACCUCCAACACUCACUGCUUCAUCAGCCAGAAGAAAUAAAAAAAGUGGACAUAAGUGUGGCGAAUGAAUCUGAAGCUGUUUCACUGCCAUGUGCAGCUUCUGGACCUCUCAGUGGUAGCAGUGCUAGCAGUUUGCCAGACAUGGCAAUCACUGAUGCAUCCCAAUAAUAUGUAAAACUGUUGUGUUGCAUGAACGCCCAGGUGAAAGCAGGAAAAUGUGGCUGUGAAGAGAACAGAAAAGGUUUGCCUGAUGUAGUCCCAGAUGUGAUAAUUAUCAGAGGUGCAUCUGACGUUUCUUCUCUUGAGAAAAGGGCAUGUAUUGAAAAACAAACAAAAAUAUAAUUACAUAUCUAGAUGUUAAUUUGUGUAAGAAGAACUUUCCCCUAUUAUACAGGAUAGGUUUGAUUUUAGUGUCAUGUAUAUUUAAUGUAAGCUCUGAUUUCCUGAAUGACUUCAGAUUUUCCCUGCACCUUAAAAGGAGCCAAGAAAUGCCAACUUAUCGCAUUUACUCUAAAAUUUUACCAUUUUAAAAUUUGAUUUGUUUAGUGCCAUUUAUCAACAAGUGUCUCAUUUUCACUUAGUCUCUUUGACUCUGUAUUUUCUGUAGUUUACAUAAUCCCAAAGUUUUUCUUAAUUUUGUUUUUCAAUAAUGAUGUUUAUCUUGACGGAUCAUGAAAGAAUAUCUUAGCCCUUCCUCCUGUAUUUCUUAAUAACUCUAUUUGAUAAAACUUUUUAUAGGAUUACUAUAACUGAGUCAGGAUUGUGUGUCAAUAUCAAAAUGGCAGAUGAAGGGGCUGUUCUUGUUGUACUGGCUGGGUUACAUAGCUAUCUAGCAUAUAGACUUAAAUAAUUUGACUUUGGUGAGGCUGCCAGCUCAAAGUUGACUGCAGUGGAUCAAAUUGGAGUGACCAUGUGUUCUCUGUCAAAUAACUAAGGGUUUUGGUUCUCGUUCUUUUCCUUAUUAGUAUACUAUAUGGGGUCUGCAUAUUACCAUUUAAAUGUAAUCAAAAUGAGGCUGUGCAUUAGUAUGUAAUUUCUUGUAUGGAAGAGGUGAAGCUUGACAUAGUGUAUCUCACUGUUCUGCAUCAACAAAUUUAAAUUCUUGACACAGUAUUGCAAUUUGCUUCAAUAGUACUUUAAACAUCAGUUUUUAGCAACAAACAAAAAGGAAAUAAAAAGAAUGAUGUGUAGGACAAAACUUUUAAAAUAGAUUACUGUAGGUAAUAAGAGAAAAAAAGGGAAAAUAAUGCACUAUAGCCCGGUUUUGCAUGGUAUUCCCAAAUGUGCCAAUGUCUCUUGAGCAAUGAUAAGUUUAAUUUUCGUUGCUGCAAUGCUCAAAGACUCAUAUUUUUAUCUUGUGUGGCAUUUCACUCCAUUAACAAAAUAAGCUUGCACAGCACUUUGCAGUAAAAUUUAGAAAAGCACCAUUUGUUGCAGUCAGAAUAUGACCUGAUUUUUGUCCCUCUCUUCUUCUGGCAGUUUAUGUCAUAUUUGUGUAUUUAUUUAAGUGUGUUUGACUCUUUGUUAAUCCUUUCAUACUAAUGUUUAAUUGUUGUCUGACUGAGCAUCUAAGCUUUGAAAAAAAAAUUUAUGUUCUUAGAAGAAGAGGAGGUACUGUUCGGUGCCUGUUAGGCUUUUUUAUUUUGGUAAUUGUUAUUGGAGAUCCUAGGCUGCCUUUCAACUUAACUAAACUAUGGGAGGCAUCCAAUAGCCUUUAUGUCCCUGCAACAUGCGAAGAGGCUAACAAGUUAAAUGCUGUAAAUUUUGUAUUUCUUCCAUGUGAAACCAUCCCUGUGUCAGAUCCGUGUGUUAAAUUAACUUCUGAGGGUUCUCAUUCCUCUUGGCAAAAGGGUAUAGGGUUGAAAUAUCUAGCUACCAAAUCAACUACUUUGACAUCUACUCCAUUGUUGUAGGGCUGUGAUAGUGUACAGUGGCUUGUUGUGAUGAGAGUUUAGUUGUGUGAUGUGUUUGUUGUGAAAGUUUUGAAAAAAAUGGUAUUCUUAUCUUUCCAGCCAGUUGUUGUGGCCCAGUAUACCUCUUGUGCUUGUGGAGUGCUUUGUAUAUAAUUUAUUGCAACAUGUAUGAAAUCAGUUUCAUGCCAAUGAAUUUCAGUCUUUCAUACUACAUGUAAGAACUGUAAAGUGUAUUUAUUAUAUUUUGUAAUAUGUUCGCUAUAAGGGCGAUGUUUAAGAAAAGCAAAGAAAAGGGCAGCUGCAGCCCAAAAAUACUGAAGAAAAAGAAAGUUAGUUUGUGUGAUAACCAGAGUGUUUGUGUAGGUAGCUCUUUUGUACUAAUGUGUGUUAGCACCAUCUGGCUGAAUGUGAUAAUAUUAAGACAUACCACCACAAUCUUAACAUUUAAAUUUAUUCAUUUUACUAACAAUUUUCCUUAGAUUUGAGUUCAUUUUAAAAGUGUGUAUAUAGGCAUGUUAAGCAUAUUAAACAUGGCUCCAAAAUAUUGUCUUUUCUUGCAGCAUUUGGUUGCUUACAUGCCUCAUAACAUCACUAUCUUGUAUGCCUUAGAAAAGCUACAGCAAACAUGCUCAAAGCAGAUGUUUGAAUAGCCUCAGUCAUCUAAUUAGUGAACCCAACUAAGAUUAAAUAAAUAAUGAAGGGAUUUCACUGCCAUUGUAAUGCCCUUUGUACAUUAGUGGCUUAUCCUGCCAAGAAACAAUUUGUAAACAGACUUUCUUGGAAUAAAUUUCACCCAGGGUGAAAGUCAGACAAA